GGCGCCGCGCCGGGCGGAACUGGCCCAGAGGCAGCGGCUGGCCGCCCGGUUCCCGGCCUGAGUGCGGUGGAAGCGCUGGGCCUGGCGGCCGACCUUAGCGCGUGGAUGGCGGAGGCCGAGGUGCUCCGGCUGCGGGAACUCAACCUGGCGCUUCUGAGGAAGCUGACGGCCGGGCAGGAGACCGUGCGGCGCCUGGUGGCGAAGGCGCAGGCGGCCGCGGGGUUGAGUGUGGACAGCAGCAGCGGCUGCGCCUCGGAGGCGCCAUCGUCCCGAGAGGUUUCCUCAGCGUCGCCGGUCACCUCCUCUGCAGAGGAAGCCCGCCUGGGCGAUGCCGGUCAGGGGUCCGGGCCUGGCAGCGCCCGCUCUGAGACAAGCCCUCUCCCACCUGCUGAGCACCCGCGCCAGGAGUCCCCGGGUCCCGGGACACCCCACUCCACCCCCUUGGGGUCUGCUGCAGACUCAAAAGAACCAGAGUCCUCAGAGUCUGAGGAUUUGGGGUUCCUGGACGCUCGGGCUCACCAGAGCAGCCCUGUCAAGGAUGUGACCGACCACACGGGACCCCCAGUCCCAGAGAGCAGCUGGCGCCUGCGACCGUACCUGGGUUAUGACUGGAUUGCAGGGUCACUGGACAUCAGGUCCCCAGUCAGCAGCAAACCGGAAGUCUUCUUCUCCAAGCUGCAGGAGUUCCGGGAGGCGAACCAGGAGGACUGCUUCGGCCACCCGCACGAGUCCCUGUUGGCAGGUGUGCCGGCACCCAGUAACGUCGAGGGGGACCACGAGUGCAUCUACUGCUACCGAGUCAACCGGCGCCUGUUCCUGGAGCCGUCGGACCCCGACAGCCCCUGUCGCCUGUGCCGGAAGCCGCGGGGCCAGGGGGACCCCAGCGUGGCGGGGAAGCCGGUGCAGGUCAGGGUGAGCGUCCCCAUGUCGGCCCUCGACCCCCCGCACCGGCCCCGCAUCCACCGGCGGAAAAGCUUCGACGCCUCCGACACGCUGGCGCUGCCCCGGCACUGCCUCCUGGGCUGGGACAUCCUCCCCCCGAAGCCUGAGCAGAGCUGCGCCCCGGAGAACCUGGACCUCUGGUCCUGCGUCCCCGCUGACUCGCAGCGUCAGAGGCUGCCCGCCGCCAGCUCGUCCUUGUGACCCUGCGCGAGAGUCCAGGAGAGGAUGAGGCUGACCCCUCCACCAUCCAGGCCGACUGUGGGGGAGUCCCGGCCGGGCACGCAGUGGCCAGAGGCGCCCGCCCCCGUCGUGGCACCCUGAGAACAGUCCCCCGCUGCAGGGGUGCCGCAGGGCGAACCUGCGCUCAGUGGGAUCUGGGCCCAGGGCUGGGUCACCUGGGGCGGGGCGUGGGGGUCCCCGGGACAUUUCUGCCAAUAAAACUCGGAUUCCCCGGAA
Molecule: messenger RNA, 1398 nt
Organism: Sorex araneus (European shrew)
Lineage: Eukaryota; Metazoa; Chordata; Mammalia; Eulipotyphla; Soricidae
Gene: MIIP
Product: migration and invasion inhibitory protein
Exons: 10
Coding region: 106-1143 (345 amino acids)
Biological process (GO): negative regulation of cell migration; negative regulation of G2/M transition of mitotic cell cycle
Source: RefSeq, a predicted model, not a curated record